UGUAACGUCGAGCUUUGUCAGUUCAAGCUGAAAAUUCAGAAUCGGAAUCCACAAAACUGGUUAUUGAUUUUUUUUUUUGGCUUUAAAGUUAUAAUUUUUAUGGAAAUAAACCGAGUUUCGAAGGAUAUAAGGAGCUCCUUGAAGAAACUUGAUUUGAAUCCCAGUGAUUCGUUGAACAAACUCGAUAAAAAUCCCAGAAAUCCCUUGAAGAAACCCCAUUUAAAUCCCAGAUCGUCUCGAGAGAAGGCAAAGCCUCCAAGUUUAGUUGGGUUGUGUCUUGGAGUUGUUGGCAAGCAUUUGGAGGAUAUUAUAGAGGAUUUGGGUGAGAUUGCAGCUAGCUUUCCGGCAGAUAUUAAGAUAGCAAUUGCUGCAAUUGCCCGGAGAAGAAAGUUACUAUCGGACGAUGUUAUUAUUUCUUUAGCUGACAGUUCCUGGGAAAUUCUUGAUAUAUCUGGUUCGGAUGUUUCUGAUUCUGGUUUAGGGAAAGUGGCUGAAAUGUGUAAAUCUUUAAGAGCAGUGGAUAUAAGCCGCUGCGACAAUAUUACUGCUGCUGGUGUUUCUGAACUCGUGCAGUACUGCCACUCACUGGAGACACUGAGAUGUGGAGGAUCCCCAAGGAGUGAGUACACUGCACGAAGAUGCUUGAGUAUAUUAAAACCAAGCCUGAAUGAUGUGGAGGGAGAUUCCUGGGAGGAACUUAUUACUACAGAGAUUGGUCAUGGUGCACAGUCAUUGCGAUGGCUUGUGUGGCCAAAGAUUGAUAACGAUUCAUUGGAGAUGUUGUCCACAGAAUGCCCACGUAUUAUGGUAAAUCCAAAGCCAUCACCAUUUGGUUUCAGAGGAUUUGAAGUUCCGAGGGAAGCAUUUCCAGAUAUUGUAUUGGACGAGCCAUAUGUCAAGGACAUUAAUCCCAUAACAUGGGCAGUGCGUGGACUUGGACCGAAGGUUGCAUCUCUUGUUUCGAACCCCAAUGAGUUGUCCAUGGCAGAAAAGUUUAGACUUGCUUUUGUGGAAAGGGACACACGCCUGGCACCAAAACGUGCUAAGAACGCAAGGCAACAUCAACGGCGUGCUGAGAGAGAGUGGAUGAUGGGGAGCACCAGUGCCAAAGCCAUAGCUCUGGCUGCAAAACAUAGCAAAUCUCUUAACAGCCGGAAGUAGAAUUUGGAACGUUUACACAUGUUGCAUAUCCAUGAGAAGCUCUAAGAGGUUUUUUUUUUGGGGGGGUCUGUAUACUAAUUGUAUAUUUGGAAUCUGCAUAAUAUAAUAUGGUUCUGUAGCAAAAAAGAACUGAUGCUUACAAGCACCAAUUUUAUUGCCUUAAAAAGUUUUUGUAAAAAUGUGGAAUAUUAAAUGU
Messenger RNA from Pistacia vera, 1357 nucleotides. RefSeq lists its product as uncharacterized. The transcript is spliced from 6 exons. Lineage: Eukaryota; Viridiplantae; Streptophyta; Magnoliopsida; Sapindales; Anacardiaceae. Bases 100 to 1161 code for a protein of 353 amino acids. The record is from RefSeq and is a predicted model, not a curated record.